GUAAAUAAUCUGGCUUCCCGCGCUGCUACGUUCUUUCAAAAAAAGGCACUUAUGCGAUUAUUUAACGGCAUGGACGAGCUUUAUUUGGACAACAUCGACGAAUUUGUCAAUGACCACGAUACGAUCGUGACAUACAAAUGGCUGAGUCUUACUCUUGGAGUCCAUGUCAACACAGCAAAACAAAUGCUCUUUCACUACUUGGACCACAAGAGGAAGGAAAGCUCCGCUCAGCUCCACGCUACAUACUUGGUGUCAGGAAAGUGUGUGGACAACGGUCACACGAGUCACAAGGUGUCUUUGGUGCGUGAGGACCAGCUGGAAGAUUUUAAGUCCAAGAUGAGUUUGAUCGUUAGCGUUCACGUGUACAGUGUCCAGAAAGCUUUGCUGAAAGACAGCGGCCCGCUCUACGCCGUCGACUACGAUGCCGUCAAAGACAAUCUGCUCAACUGCAGCAAGUACAGUGCAAUCCGAUGUUCCGGCGCUGUGCCCAUGUCCUCACUGGAGCUGCAUCAGGCGCGGGCGACACAGGGAGAACCUCCACCACAGCCAGAGAGCAAAAAGCCUUCCACCAACGGUGAGGCUAAAGUGACUUCCAAAAUGCCUGCCAAACCAACCAAAGGCAUCAUGGGAAUGUUCGCUAGCAAAGGAACUGCGGCUAAGAGCCAAGAUGGCAGCGAAGAGGUGAAGUUGGAGCCUCAGGAGGAAGUGGCUGAGGUUGACUUGCCUAAAAACAAAGUGUCUGCAAAGUCCAAUCCCAUGGUGAACUUCUUUGGGAAUCAAAGCACAAAGAAACAAGACACAAAGGUGGAGAAGGAGGAGGAUGAAGAAGCUCCAUUGUCAUCUUUAGUUGAGCAGCAAAGCUCAAGUUUGCAGCGUGAAAAGAAGCAAGAUACUGUCACAGUGGAACCUCCAAAGCACGCCAAGAAAGACUCAAGAAGCAAAACGAAGCGACUGGAGAGUUCUGAUAGUCAGGAGGAGAAGAUGGAUAAGAAGAAGAGACGAAGGAUCAAGAUGUCUGCGCCUGACAGCAGCGACGAAGACAUCAUUCCAGAUUCUCCACAGCCGACAGAAGCUAGAGAAGCAUCACCAACUCCCACCAAGGAGCUCCAACCUAUUCCACAUCCGGGAGACUCUCAGACGAAGAUACGCAAGCGGAGACGUGUCCUCAAAUCUAGAACCUUUGUGGAUGACGAAGGCUGCAUCGUGACGGAGAAAGGCUACGAAAGCGAGUCAUACUCUGAAAAUGAAGAUGCCACCCCUGCUGCCUCCAAACAAGCAACUACAAACCCAGUCCGAGCAAAAGCGCCGGCGAGCAGCAAAGACAGCGAGAAGAAAAAUCCGAAGAAAAUGUCUGCUAAUGGCAGCAAAGGAACUAAACAGGCAUCCAUUAUGGGAUUUUUCCAGAAGAAAUGACUGACACCUUGCUAAACACACUCUCUCUCACACACACACACACACACACACACCCCACACCUUCCGGUGCCUCCAAAGCAGCUGCUCAAUAAACACUGAUAGAAAAUGCUUUUUAA
Molecule: messenger RNA, 1529 nt
Organism: Dunckerocampus dactyliophorus (ringed pipefish)
Lineage: Eukaryota; Metazoa; Chordata; Actinopteri; Syngnathiformes; Syngnathidae
Gene: pold3
Product: polymerase (DNA-directed), delta 3, accessory subunit
Exons: 12
Coding region: 52-1413 (453 amino acids)
Biological process (GO): DNA replication; DNA synthesis involved in UV-damage excision repair; nucleotide-excision repair, DNA gap filling
Cellular component (GO): nucleus; delta DNA polymerase complex
Molecular function (GO): DNA-directed DNA polymerase activity
Source: RefSeq, a predicted model, not a curated record